Molecule: messenger RNA, 1593 nt
Organism: Scheffersomyces stipitis CBS 6054
Lineage: Eukaryota; Fungi; Ascomycota; Pichiomycetes; Serinales; Debaryomycetaceae
Exons: 1
Biological process (GO): L-tyrosine catabolic process
Molecular function (GO): 4-hydroxyphenylpyruvate dioxygenase activity
Source: RefSeq, a predicted model, not a curated record
CUACUUAAAGAACUUCCAUUUUUGCCAACUUCUCUGGACCCCAUAACUGAACCCGAUAUUGAUGAAUUACUUCUGGAUGGUCAUGUGAAUUCUAAAUAUCCAACUGAUGGGUUUAUCAAGUUUUUCUCGCUUAAGAUCUGCAGUUCCAACGCAAAACAGAUGUCCAAAUAUCUACAACUUGCAAUGGAUUUCAAGGAGAUCGCCUACAAAGGUUUAGAGAAUGAUUCUCGUUUGGUGGGAGCCCACGUCAUUAGAAACGGGGAUGUCACUCUUGAAAUUGUCAAUACUUUGGAAACUGUGGAAGAUGACAAUGUUUUAAAAUUCCCCUAUUUUGAAAAGGACUUGAAGCAAUUUCCCCAGCUUAAUGAACUGAAAUAUUUGAGAGAUUUCAAAAUCACCACCAACGACCUAGUAUUUGAUUUUGUCAAUAGCAGAAUUGAAAGUUUUUCUGUUAGUCCAAAUGCUCAUUACUUCAGAAGAAAGCUUUACAAUAAAAUUGUCUCUUCUCGUGCUUUUAGGAAUAAUAUGUUUGACUACAACAACCUUAUCCUCAAUGUCAUCAACAAUUCGGAGGUAAUUUACAAUGACAUAAUGGAAUGUACAUUGAUUCAGAAGUUCCUUAAAACUCAUGGUGAAGGAGUCAUGGAUAUUAGUUUUCUUGUUGAAGAUGUCAUAACCAUUUUCGAUAAGGCAGUUGCCGCUGGAGCUGGUAUUAUUCGGUUGCCAAAGAUCAUUAGCGAUUGUAACGGUUCCGUUAGGUUGGGAACAAUCAGUAUUCCCAAGACUGAUAUUCAGCACACCUUGAUAGAGAAUAUCGAUUAUACGGGACCAUUCUUACCUAAUUACUCUGAGUCAGUGACCCAAUACAACUCCAAAUACUAUGAUCAGAUGCAAAAUAUUCCAACAGUUAGUUUCCAAUGCAUCGAUCACUGUGUAGAGAACUAUUCUUGGAACCAAAUGAUGGCACAAGCAAAACUCUAUGCAUCUCUAUUUGGAUUUCACAAGUAUUGGUCUGCUGAUGAUCAUGAUAUAGCUACUGACAACACUGCUCUCAGAUCAAUCGUCAUGGCAUCCGGAAACGGGAAGAUAAAGAUGCCUAUCAAUGAGCCCGUGAAGUCAAAAAUGAGAGGUCAAAUUGAAGAAUUCCAUGAUUUCAAUGGCGGCCCAGGUGUUCAACAUAUUGCAUUGAGAACCAAUGAUAUAAUUGAUACCGUGUGUGCCUUAUUGGCUAGAGGAAUUGAAUUUAAUACUGCUUCGGACAAAUAUUACACGAAUUUGGAACGCCUUCUUAGAGAAGAUGACGUUGCAUUAUUUGAGGAUUUUGAUACUCUCAGAAAGUUGAAUAUCUUGGUUGAUUAUGACAUUUCUACCAGAAAUAAAAAGACAGGGAUUUGUAACUACCUACUACAGAUCUUUACAAAACCAUUACACGAUCGGCCAACGCUUUUCAUUGAAAUUAUUCAGAGACAUCAUCACAAUGGAUUUGGAAAGGGAACUUUUAAGGGUCUUUUCGAAACUAUCGAAGAGCAACAGCGAAUCAGAGGAACUCUUGUACAAGUAGACGAAGAUGAUGAUUCGCAACAAAGUACAUAG